Pisolithus orientalis is the source of this 1702-nucleotide messenger RNA. RefSeq lists its product as uncharacterized. The transcript is spliced from 13 exons. Lineage: Eukaryota; Fungi; Basidiomycota; Agaricomycetes; Boletales; Pisolithaceae. Gene Ontology annotation, cellular component: mitochondrial inner membrane. Gene Ontology annotation, biological process: mitochondrial magnesium ion transmembrane transport. The record is from RefSeq and is a predicted model, not a curated record. The coding region runs from base 73 to 1428 and encodes 451 amino acids. Gene Ontology annotation, molecular function: magnesium ion transmembrane transporter activity.
UUUGCGAAAACGUGAAUUUGUCCUCGCGGGAAAACCAAAAGCGGCUAUCUGUUUUUCUGCCCCUCACCGUGAAUGCAGACUGUUCUGCGACGCUUGCAUGUCAGGGAUGUGAUGCCAUUGGCUGGUCUCAACUGCUUUCGAAGAUGCUGCAUACGGUCUUUCUCCUCCCUUGCACUUGUACACCGUUCGCAUCAAACAGCCUCGUCGCGGAGCCUCGUAUUUCCAUGCGACACCCCUCGCCUCGCAUCAUGGAAAGCGCUGUUGAAGCUGAAGCCUAACCUAUCGAGUCCCGAGGGAAUCCCUGACAAUGAAGAGGAAGUAGCCAAGGCUGCCAUUUUAGAAAAGGUCAUGAAGGGGAGGCUCUCGACGGAUCUCAUGUUGCGCUGUACUAUCCUUGAUAAUGACGGCGCUGUUAAGAGCAUCUCCGGGCAGUUCAAAAGAUCAGACUUAUGCAAUGAACAUCGGUUAAACCCUCGUGACCUCCGCAAAAUUGAUUCACGAAUACCCAACCUCGUCCCCACCAUCUUAAUCCGCAAAGAGGCCAUUCUUAUAAACGUAUUGCAUAUUCGAGCCCUAGUUAAGGCGGAUACUGUCGUCCUGUUCGACACCUAUGGCUCCAACGAUUCCAGACUCCAUUCCGCCUUCCUAUAUCACCUUGAGCACAACCUCAAGGCCCGUGGUGGUGGUUCUCCCUACGAGUUCAGAGCAAUCGAAUCCAUCCUUCUAUCUGUCCUGAGUGCUCUUGAAGCCGAAAUGGUUUUUAUUCGUAACCUUGUUGGAGGGCUUUUAGCGGAGCUCGAAGAUGACAUAAACCAUGACAAGUUUAAACGAUUGCUUCAUUACUCUAGACGUCUUGCCAGCUUCAAAAAUCGCGCCAGACUCGUGCAAGACGCCCUCGAAGAAGUUUUGGAACAAGAUGAUGAUCUAAAUGCAAUGUACUUGACGGACAAGAAAAAGGGUAUCGCCCGGCAAAACCACGAGCACGACGAAUUGGAAGUUCUUCUGGAAUUCUUCUCGAAACAAGUCGAAGAGAUUGUCAACGAAGCAGAGAAUAUCGAGAGCAACGUUCAAUCUACGCAGGAAAUCGUGGAGCUUAUCUUGGACUCUAAUCGCAAUGCGCUCCUGGCGUUAGAUCUUAAGGUUUCCAUUUUGACCAUGGGUCUUGGCAGCGGGGCCCUUGUCGCGGGAUUAUUCGGGAUGAAUCUGCAAAGCCACCUGGAAGAAAUGCCUUAUGCAUUCGUGGCGAUGACUGUUGUUUCAGCUGCUAUUGCGGCUUUCGCAGCUUGGGGAGGGCUAUGGAGACUUGCCAAGAUACGGAAAGUGGGACUCACAAGUUCUCAAACGGCGAAGCGUGGAAGUGAUCCAAAAAGUCGGGCGCCCUGGAUACCUCUACCCCUACGCCGUCGAAAUUUCAAUGGUUGGUCGUGAGCCACUUUGCAAAAUUGGACCUCCUUUGUGCCCGUGUCCUAUACCCGGAAGUUUAAUUCUAGACAGCAAUGAAUUUCUCGUAAAUUGUAGGAUCAUUGUCGUGCAAUCCUCUGUCCUUAUCAUUAUGUCCUACUUCCCGACUAUAGCCAUACGUUUAUUCUUGUCCAUAGCGAUUAUCUGACCGUCGGGCUAAACUUAUCACCACCCGAUAUCAUAACUGAUCGUCUCCGUGGAUCCGUUGAUAUCCCCCUUGUGAUAUGAAAAUUUAUCACCC